Messenger RNA from Penicillium riverlandense, 684 nucleotides. RefSeq lists its product as uncharacterized. The transcript has 2 exons. The coding region runs from base 1 to 684 and encodes 227 amino acids. The record is from RefSeq and is a predicted model, not a curated record. NCBI's taxonomy places the organism in Eukaryota, Fungi, Ascomycota, Eurotiomycetes, Eurotiales, Aspergillaceae.
AUGUCCGAGCUGGCCUUUGCCAAAUCCUUCCUGUCCACGCUGGACUCCCGGCCCAUCAAGCUGCGCGCUGACCAUGUCUUCGACCCAGAGCAAGUGGGACUGCGAGUGCCCUAUACACUCCCCCGUCUGCAAGCCCCGCACCCAGAAAUGCCCAAGAAAGUGAGAUCCACGCAAGCCCCAGGCUCGUCGAAAUCAAUCACGGUGAAUGUCAAGUCUGCCCGGAAUCCUGCAUUGGAGUUUGCGAUUCCAAACGCUCCACUUGCAACCACCUCUCUACAAGAUAUCCGGGAUGCGGUGGGCCAGCGCGUUAUCGAUGCACAAGGCAACCCGGUGCCGCUGGAUAAGAUCAAGAUUCUGUACCGCCGCAAGCCGGUGCCGGGGACAGGGAAGACAAUUGCAGAGAUUCUGGCUGAUGAGCCUGAUAUGCUGGCCGGGGGAAAGGCGGUCGAGUUGGGCGUGAUGAUUAUCGGGGGCGCUCAGGUGGCUGCCACGCAACCUGAGACUGCAGAAGCUGGCGACAAGUCAGCACCCAAGGCUGUGGUGGGACCGAGUGGUGCGGAGGUACUGCAGUCGGAGGCAUUCUGGGAUGAUCUACAGGGCUUCCUGGAGCAGCGGGUCAAGGAUGAGACAGAAGCAAAGCGGUUGCGGGCGAUGUUCCACAAUGCUUGGAGUACCAAUCGGUGA